This is a messenger RNA of Capsicum annuum, 324 nucleotides long. RefSeq names its product 60S ribosomal protein L19-2-like. Gene Ontology annotation, molecular function: structural constituent of ribosome; RNA binding. The coding region runs from base 1 to 324 and encodes 107 amino acids. Gene Ontology annotation, cellular component: cytosolic large ribosomal subunit. NCBI's taxonomy places the organism in Eukaryota, Viridiplantae, Streptophyta, Magnoliopsida, Solanales, Solanaceae. The record is from RefSeq and is a predicted model, not a curated record. The transcript has 3 exons.
AUGGCUGUCUUGUUGCUGCACAUAUCAGCAGAAUUGACGUCUAGCUCAUCUGGAUCUGGUAAACGUAAGGGUACCACAGAGACUAGGUUGCUCAAAAAGGUGAAGGGUAAUGUCUUCAUGAACAAGUCUGUGCUGAUGAAGAACAUUCACAAAACAAAGGCUGAAAAGGCUAGGGAGAAGAAUUUGUCAGACCAAUUUGAGGCCAGAAGGACAAAGAACAAAGCAUGCAGGGAAAGAAAGUUUGCAAGGAGAGAGGAGUCUUUGGCUCAGGGAUUAGAGGAGAGGCCAGUACAACCUGCAGCAGUGGAUGCGGUCACCACCUAA